AGCAUUUGGUUUCACGGGCUCCCUGGGAACUGGUGUCCCUCCGAGUUCAGGCUCGUUUGGAUGGAAAGAAAAUUAAAACAAACAGCAGACUCUGAAAUCCCAAACCUCUCAUCUGUCGUUCUCCUGCCGAGUCCCGUCUCUCUCUGAGUCCCGUCUUCUUUAAUUCGGAGAAUCCUUCCAUUAGAGAGAGAGAGAGAGAGAGAGAGAGAUGGAGAUGGAAUUGGAGCCGAGGGUGAAGCCACUGCCCUACAAAAUCAAGGCCAUGUCCCGGGAAUCCCCCUCUCAGAAGGCUCAGCACGUCCUCGAUCCCGACCUUCGCUCCCACUGGUCCACCGCUACCAACACCAAGGAAUGGAUCUUGCUUGAGCUCGACGAACCUUGCUUACUAUCGCACAUACGGAUUUAUAACAAGUCCGUACUUGAAUGGGAAAUUGCAGUCGGCUUGCGUUACAAGCCUGAGGCAUUUGUAAAGGUUCGUCCACGAUGUGAAGCUCCUCGGCGUGAUAUGAUGUAUCCUGUGAACUACACGCCGUGCCGUUAUGUACGAAUAUCUUGUUUGCGGGGGAAUCCAAUAGCUAUAUUUUUCAUUCAGCUUAUUGGAGUUUCUGUAACUGGACUGGAACCUGAAUUUCAACCUGUUGUUAAUUAUUUGCUGCCACACAUCAUCUCACACAAACAGGAUGCUCAUGAUAUGCAUCUUCAGUUGCUUCAAGACAUGACAAACCGGUUGCUGCCAUUUCUUCCCCAACUUGAGGCAGAUCUUACGAGUUUUUCAGAGUCAGCAGAGUCCAGUACCCUUUUUUUAGCGAUGCUUGCUGGCCCAUUUUAUCCAAUUCUUCGCAUCGUGAAUGAAAGGGAAACUGCUAGGGCUUCUGGCAGCUUUCCUGAUUCAGAUGCUUUGAGGAAUAGUCAGACUUCAACUUUAACAGUUUCAUCGAAUUUUGAGGCCCAGCCCAGGAGAUCAAGGAGUCCAUCACCUUUUGUCCAACUUGCUGCUAGCUCCAUAGCUUUUCGUGCAGAUGCCGUGUUCAUGCUGCUGAGAAAGGCAUAUAAAGACCCUCAACUUGGAAAUGUUUGCCGAAUAGCUUCUAGAGCUUUGCAGAAACUUACAGAGCCCGGUACCUCAGUGGAAGCGUCAAUCCCUUCCAGCGACUCAGCAUCUUCUGCAGUUCCUGAUGAAGCAGCCAAAGCUGAAGCUUCUGGUCAUGUGCAUUUGGCUGAUUACUCAAGCUUGUUUGGAGAAGAAUUCAGGAUACCUGAUGAUAACUGGGAUGCCUAUUAUCUGAAUGUCUUGGAUCUCAGUGCAGUAGAAGAAGGGAUUCUGCAUGUUCUCUAUGCUUGUGCAUCACAGCCUCUUCUGUGCUGUAAAUUGGCUGAAAGUAAUUCUGACUUUUGGUCUGCACUUCCUCUUGUACAAGCACUGCUACCAGCACUCCGUCCUCCUGUUACCAGUCCUUCAGAUCAAUUUGACGAUAGUUUCUGGCAAUGGAAACAGCCCUUUGUGCAGCAUGCUCUUUCUCAGAUUGUAGCUACGUCAUCCUCAUCAGUGUACCGUCCUCUUCUUCACACUUGUGCUGGCUAUUUAUCAUCAUUUCAACCAUCACAUGCAAAGGCGGCAUGCAUUCUAAUUGACCUCUGUUCCGGGCCUCUUGCACCUUGGAUAUCAACAGUGAUUGCAAAGGUUCGUUCUCAUUUUUUGUCUAUAAAUACUUUGCUUCUUCAGUUUUUUUUACUGACUUUGGUACAGGUAGACCUUGCGAUUGAGCUUCUGGAGGACCUCUUGGGCACAAUCCAGGGCAGUUAUCAUUCUUUUUCUCGGGCUCGCGCUGCACUGAAAUACCUCAUACUGGCUUUGUCUGGGCAUAUGGAUGAUAUGCUAGCAAAAUAUAAGGAAGUUAAGCACAAACUGCUCUUUCUUGUGGAAAUGCUCGAACCUUUUCUUGACCCUGCUAUAACUGCUGUGAAGAAUACAAUUGCUUUUGGAGAUGUUUCUGCUAUUUUUCUGGAGAAGCAGGAACACAAUUGUGCUGUUGCACUCAAUGUCAUUCGUACAGCAGUGCAAAGGCCUGCUGUGCUUCCAUCCUUGGAAGUUGAAUGGAGGCGAGGAUCAGUUGCUCCAAGUGUACUUCUCUCUAUUUUGGGACCACACAUGCCGUUGCCUCCUGAAAUUGACCUUUGCAAAUGCUCGGUUUCUAAAGGGAUUGAGCAAGAAUCUUCUACUAAUUCAGUCCCUCGAUAUGGGGUCUCUUGCAAAAGCAAUAGUCUAGAUGAAUUUGAUGGGAAGACUGAUGUAUCAGACAUGGCUGCGAGGAUGGAUGCAUUGGAAGAUGCCAGUCUUCUAUUUUCCCCACCAGAACUGAAAAGUACAAUGCUGAGGUACCCAAGUAACCUCUUUGAAGGAAAUUGUCCCGACAAAAUAAAUUCAGAAUCCAGUCAUGCAGAGGUUACCACGGAAGCGAAACAACCGACUCAGAAGACUACGAAUAAACAGUUACAGAAUGGCUUAAUCCUGGAUAGUGGUUUUGCAGUUGAGUAUUUUAAUUUGCAGGCAGACUAUUUGCAACUUGUGAACCAUCAAGAUUGUGAGCUCAGGGCUUCUGAAUUUCAACGGUUGGCAUCGGAGUUGCACUCCCAGCAUGAGAUUACGCCAGAGGGUCAUGAUGCUGCAAUCGAUGCUUUGCUUUUAGCUGCAGAGUGCUAUGUGAAUCCCUUUUUUAUGAUGGCUUUCAGAUCAACACCAAAGCUUUUCAAUAGGAUGAACAUCAGCGAGACCAAAAUUGCUCAAAACUAUGAUAUGGCUGAGCUGAAAAGGGUCUCUGAAAAACAUCACAAUGACUUGGAAACAAUCGCUCUUCUCGAAAGCAAAAGAGACAAAACUGUUCUCCAGAUACUCCUCCAAGCUGCCAAAUUAGAUAGUGAAUAUAAGAAGAGUGCAUCUAAAAGAGAACAAUGUCCAUAUGAUACUGGAGAAAAUGGACAAGGCAUUGAAAUAUCUCCAUUAGAUGUGCAGUCUGCAGAUGCAGUCACCUUGGUUCGACAGAAUCAAGCUUUGCUGUGCCAGUUCCUGAUUCAGCGCUUGCAGAAAGAACAGCAGUCAAUGCACGAAAUUCUCAUGCAAAGCCUAUUAUUUUUGUUGCACUCUGCUACUGAGUUAUUCUGCCCUCCUGAGAAUGUCAUUGACAUUAUUUUAGGAUCUGCAGGGCAUCUUAAUGGAUUGCUUACAUCUUUCUAUUAUCAGCUUAAAGAGGGUAACCUGCAGUUGGAUCCAGAGAGAGUGCAUGGAGUACAACGACGCUGGGUGCUUCUUCAAAGACUAGUCAUUGCAUCUAGUGGUGGUGGUGAUGGAACUGACUCUAUGAUCAACUCUAAAAGUGGAUUUCAGUACAGAAGCUUGAUUUCUCCAUCAUCCUGGAUGCAGAGAAUACCUAAAUUCUCAUCCUCCUCGUUUCCACUUGUUCGGUUCUUGGGGUGGAUGGCCAUAUCCCGUUAUGCAAAGCAAUAUCUGAAUGAGCAGUUAUUUCUUGCAUCAGAUCUGUCGCAGCUGACUUCCUUAUUAUCUAUUUUCGCAGAUGAGCUGGCACUUACAGAUAAUAUAAUUGAGAAAAAAGAUGAUCCUUCCAAGUUGGAGCACCCAGGAACCAAACAAGAUCCUGAGAUUAGUAAUGGAUUUGGGCUUCCUGAGCAAGCUCAUGGUGAAAUAUCUUUCCGUGUCAUUUAUCCUGACCUGCAUAGGUUCUUUCCGAAUAUGAGAAGACAGUUUGGUGCCUUUGGGGAGAUUAUUUUGGAGGCUGUUGGCUUGCAGUUGAAAUCUCUUUCCUCUAGUGCUGUUCCAGACGCGUUGUGUUGGUUUUCUGAUUUGUGCUUGUGGCCAUUUCAUGAAAUUGAGAAGGACCAGCCAGGCACUGGAAAUGCUUCUGACCAUCUGAAAGGAUAUUCUGCCAAAAACACGAAAGCAAUCAUCCUAUACACACUCGAAGCUAUUGUAGCUGAACACAUGGAAGCAAUGAUUCCUGAAAUACCUAGGGUGGUGCAAAUACUGGUGUCUUUAUGUAGAAGUUCCUAUUGUGAUGUGGCUUUCCUUGAUUCCAUAUUGUGUUUAUUGAAGCCACUCAUCUCAUAUGCUAUAGGGAAGGUAUCCAAUGACGAAAAACUAUUGGCAGAUGAGUCUUCUUGUCUUAAUUUUGAGUCUUUAUAUUUUGAUGAACUUCUCAGUAAUAUCAGGUGCAGAACUGAAUCUCAGGACGGUCCUGCUGAAAAACAAUAUCGGGGGGCACUAAUGAUUUUCAUUUUGGGUGCUCUCUUCCCUGAUUUAUCCUUUCCACGUAGGAGGGAAAUAUUACUGUCUUCAUUACUGUAUGCUGAUUUUGCCACGUCUGAGCCAACCUCGUCUUUCUAUGACUACCUGUGUGGGUUUCAGAACCUCAUGGAAAGUUGCGACCUUCUGUUAGUUCAGUAUUUAGAAAUGUCUGGCAUUCUCAUCCCAGGUCAGAAGCUCCACUUAGAAGUAAAAGCUGUCACUGAUACUAGCUCAAGCUUCCCGUCAUGUAUUCUGGAUGAUGUACACAGUUCUCCACAAACCAAGGUCACUGAAGAGUUUGAAAGGGUGAAAAACGAUACCAUUCUCUCAAAUGCGAAGGCUCAUUGUUCAUCUGCCAAUGAAAUAGAAGAAUUUUCAAAAGAAUUACAGGGCUUAAUUUCCAAGCUCAAUCCAUCAAUUGAGCUUUGUUGGAAACUUCAUCCUCAACUGGCAAAGAAGCUAACUGUUACAUCAGCAAAAUGUUACAUGUACUCAAGAUGCUUGUCAUCCAUCGAUCAGUUGGUUGAUAGUAACAGAAAUGAGGAUAAUGGAAAUGCAGUUCCAUCCAACUCAGGUGACCAACUUUCGACACAUUGGAGAAGUGCUCUUGAAGGACUUGUCGGAGUUGUUCUGAUUCUUCAGCAAAAUCACUGCUGGCAGGUGUCAUCUGUUAUGGUUGACUAUCUACUUGGGUUGCCUCACUGUUUUUGUCUGGACCAUGUGGUCUGUACUUUAUGUUCUGCAAUUAAGCACUUCUGUUGCAAUGCUCCAAGAAUUUCAUGGCGACUUCAAACUGAUAAAUGGUUAUCAGCCUUAUUCAGGAGGGGUAUCAGUAACCUGCAGGGGGAUGAGGAUUCAUUAGUUGAUCUGUUUGGUACAAUGCUGGGUCAUUCAGAACCAGAGCAGCGGUCUGUUGCGUUACACCAGCUAGGAAGACUUGUUGGCGAGGAUAUAAAAAUAGCAAAAAUAUCUUAUGCAGUGUGGGAAAAGUCAGUUGCGUCCGAAACUGUUUCAGAGUCAAUUGUAUCCCUUUUGGUUUCAAGGACAUGGGAUAAGGUUGCAGCAUUGGCAUCAUCUGACCCAUCCAUUCUUUUGAGGACUCAUGCAAUGGCGCUGCUAUUAGACUACAUUCCAUUUGCUCAGCGCAGUCACUUGCAGUCGUUUCUAGGAGCAGCAGAUAGCAUUCUUCGUGGUUUGGGAAAUCUUGCAUAUCCAAUGCGUGAAGGCCCAUUAACACGACUCUCGUUGGCUCUUCUUGCAGGCGCAUGCCUAUACUCCCCAACUGAGGAUAUUACUUUGAUACCUCAAAGCGUUUGGAGAAACCUAGAGACCAUAGGAAUGUCAAAAUCUGAAGGAAGUGUUGGUGAUAUGGAGAAGAAGGCCUGCCAAGCUUUAUGUAGAUUUCACAUUGAAGGUGAUGACGCGAAAGAGGUCCUGAAAGAAGCACUCUCAUCAGAUUCUACGACAGAACACAGUGAUCCCAACUUUGGAAGCACCCGUGAAUCUAUUCUUCAGGUGCUUGCUACUAUGACAUCUGUCCAGUCAUACUUUAACUUCUUCUCAAAGAAAAUGGACCAGGAGGCUAUGGAACUAGAAGAGGCUGAAAUAGAAAUGGAUCUUCUUCAGAAAGAACAAGCAUUGCAGGAAGUAUCUGGAAAUUCAAAAGAAGAAGCACAUUGGACCCCUGACUCUCCUCUUUUAUCUACAGCUAAUCUGAAGGAUGAUAAUCGUCUACAGGAAAUUAAGGAUAGCAUUCGUUCCUUAGAGAAGUCUAGACUCAAAGAAGAAAUUGCUACACGAAGGCAAAAGAAACUCCUCGUGAGACGCACCCGUCAAAAAUAUUUAGAAGAGGCAGCUCUACGGGAAAUGGAGCUUCUCAAAGAACUUGAUAGGGAGAGAACAAGUGAAAUGGAACGUGAAAUCGAGCGACAACGGGUGUUGGAGCUUGAGCGUGCCAAAACCAGAGAGCUGCGCCACAAUGUUGAUAUGGAGAGGGAGAAGCAAACACAGAGAGACCUUCAACGGGAGUUGGAGCAGGUAGAGUCUGGAGUCCGACCAUCACGGAGAGAAUUCUCUUCAUCUACUUCCAGUGGCCGGCCCAGGGAAAGGUAUCGAGAGAGAGAAAACGGGAGGUCAGGACAUGAAGGCAGCUUAAGGCCAAGCAGCAGAGGCCGUGACGGUGGUACUACUGCUACUUCAACUGCUGGUUCUAGUGGAGCAACCAACUUGUCCUCAUCCAUACCUCCUAUGGUGCUAACUGGAUCCAGGUCGUUCUCCAGCCAGCCGCCCACUAUUCUACAAUCACGAGAACGUUCAGAGGAUCGCAGUGGUGGGUAUGAUGACAACUUUGAUGGAAGUAGAGAUUCCGGUGAUACAGGUAGUGUUGGUGACCCAGACUUGGCAUCAGCAUUUGAUGGGCCGGCAGGUGGGUUUGGGUCCGUGCAAAGGCAAGGCUCACGUGGUAGCAAGUCAAGGCAGAUCAUGGAGCGGAGAGAGCGGGAUAGUAGGCGUGAAGGGAAAUGGGAAAGGAAGCAUUCAUAAGUGGUGGUUGACAAGUCAUCUCAGCCAUGUUUCGUGUUGAUUUCCCAGCCAUGAUGACAAUUUUCAGCAGUACCCAGAAACUGAUAGGAAAAUUGAGAUUUAUCUUAGCAGAUCUGCUGAAAAGAGAAGGUGAAGAAGAUCCGAGCAAGACAAAAUGAUAUUAUCAUGGGAAGCUUUGGGAUCUGUAAGUCGCGGCCGCGUCAAAGAUGUAACAUGUAAUUGGGUUUUUUUUUUUUUCUUCAGAAAACAGAAAUGUAAAUCUUCAAAUAUCAUAUUUUAGUAGUUUUCUUCAUUUGUCAAUUGAUUUGAGAUGUGGAAGUUAAUCUUUUUUCAACAAGAUGAA
Messenger RNA from Magnolia sinica, 7181 nucleotides. RefSeq lists its product as uncharacterized. The record is from RefSeq and is a predicted model, not a curated record. Bases 209 to 6838 code for a protein of 2209 amino acids. Lineage: Eukaryota; Viridiplantae; Streptophyta; Magnoliopsida; Magnoliales; Magnoliaceae. The transcript has 25 exons.